UGUCAGCUGACGUUUUGUUGACAGUAUCGCAUCUAAUCAUAAAUCAAUCGUCCAAUAUGCUGAUGUAACUAGAAGUUGGAGUCAUAUGGCUUUUAAGCCACUCUAUUGUGUUUUUGGAAAUAUUACCAUACCCCAGCGAUAUGUUAUGGUAUUCAUGAUGCAACUAGCUUUGCUAAACGCUUACCACUUACGAGUUGUUCUGAAUAUCGCUAUAACCGAAAUGAUCAUCCCUUCAAAUCAAACCGAAGACGUGGAUGCUUGUCCAGAGUACGUUUAUGAGGCAGUGGAAAUGAUGGGAGGUAUGUUUGAUUGGCCAAGUUGGAUAGAAUCCAUGAUCCUCUAUGCAUUCUAUAUCGGUUAUAUCUUCAGUCACAUACCUGGGGGCUGGAUAGCGGACAAAUUGGGAGCGCGACAUGUCAUGGGGACUUGUAUGCUGUUAUCUAUAAUAGUUACUUUUUUGUACCCCUUGGCCAUUCAGAAGGGAGGUUAUAUAGCAGCUAUAGUUUUGAGAGUGUUUUUGGGAUUGUGCCAGGGUCCUCUGCUUCCAACUGUCUCGACUUUCAUUCAGUGCUGGGUGCCACCUGAAGAGAGAGCUUUCCUAGGCGGAAUUGCAUUCGGAGGUUCUAAUAUGGGAACUGUAACUGGAAGCAUAUUUACUGGCAUCAUAAUCAAGGAGACAAACAGCUGGAGCACGCCUUUUUACAUAUGGGGUGCAUUGAGCCUGGUGUGGUACAUAUUCUAUCUGUUCAUGGUGUUUUCGAAACCGCAGACCCAUCCGUACAUAUCAGAAAAAGAGUUGAAGCUGGUGGUAGCUACCAUAGAACCGAAGAAGGAGUUUCGUGUGCCUUGGUUGAAGAUUAGCAAAAGCCUACCAGUUUGGGCUUUGUUGGCGGGACAGUUCGCUCACAACUAUAUAUUCUUCACGUUAUUCACCAACUUACCGAAGUAUUUGAAGGAGAUUCUCAAAAUGAAUGUGGAAUCGAAUGCGGCUGCAACUGCGCUUCCGUUUUUGGCCCUUUGGAUAUCCAAUAUUGUGUUCGCUUAUAUCUCGUCAUUCCUGACGAAUCGGAACUUUCUCACUAUUAUACAAGCCAGAAAAAUGUGGACUGCCUUUUCCUUAAUAGUUCCUUCUAUCAUCCUUGUUUUAACCGUAUAUGUCGGGUGCAGUAGAGCAGCAGCUAUUACACUCUAUACUGUCGCAUUAUUUCUGGUUGGCCCUUUUUUCUCCGGGAUGAAAGUGAACGUGAACGAUUUAACGACACAUUAUGCCGGUACGAUUAUGGCUGUAGUGAAUGGAUUAGGCGCCAUAGCAGGAAUAUUGGGACCAUUCAUUGUUGGAGCUUUGACUACAAAACAUACAUUACAAGAAUGGCAUAUUGUGUUUUGGAUAAUGCUGUCAUUUUCCGUUAUUCUAUCCAUACUCUAUUGUAUAUUUGCCAAAGCAGAUCGACAAGAAUGGGAUUUUCUGGACGAAGAGCCAAUAGAGGGAACAUGAAUAUAUAAUAUGUGUAUAAUAUAUCUGGUAAUAAACAGUUUUAAACUGAAAAGAA
Leptinotarsa decemlineata (Colorado potato beetle) is the source of this 1550-nucleotide messenger RNA. Its product is annotated as putative inorganic phosphate cotransporter. Gene Ontology annotation, biological process: transmembrane transport; monoatomic anion transport. Lineage: Eukaryota; Metazoa; Arthropoda; Insecta; Coleoptera; Chrysomelidae. Gene Ontology annotation, cellular component: membrane. The record is from RefSeq and is a predicted model, not a curated record. Gene Ontology annotation, molecular function: transmembrane transporter activity.